Messenger RNA from Pseudogymnoascus destructans, 309 nucleotides. RefSeq lists its product as uncharacterized. NCBI's taxonomy places the organism in Eukaryota, Fungi, Ascomycota, Leotiomycetes, Thelebolales, Thelebolaceae. Bases 1 to 309 code for a protein of 102 amino acids. The transcript has a single exon. The record is from RefSeq and is a predicted model, not a curated record.
AUGGCCCAUUCCAUGCGAAUGCUUGAGACGAAUGGCACCUCAGGGAGACAGGCCCAGUCCGAGUACGGUGUAGUUGCAGUAAUCCCCUCAUGCCGAACCGUGGAAGUCUUGGCAGAGUCCGAUAUGGGAAAAAGGGCUGCCUUAUUGGUUCCUGGCCGUCGGCGUAGCCAAUUUCCCUCUGGUAUCAUCCUAUCCUGCUCGUACAUACGCAGGAUCUAUGCAUUGCUCGCGGGGGCCAUGAGUAGGAACCGUCUCCUCGAAAAGUAUUACCGUAUGCAGAAUGAGUGGAUGGAGCCGCUAGAGCAGUAG